This is a messenger RNA of Dentiscutata heterogama, 900 nucleotides long. The record is from the annotation of a GenBank genome assembly. Lineage: Eukaryota; Fungi; Glomeromycota; Glomeromycetes; Diversisporales; Gigasporaceae.
AUGCCAAUCUUUGUUCUAUUAGCUGCUAGUUCUCAUCUUCCAUUACCCAAAGGAAUACCAAAACAAAAUAAUGAAAUUAUUAAUAUUAAGAAUGAAGAUAAUCGAUGCUUUGAACGAUAUAUUUUAGAAGAUUUAUAUCCAGCUCCCUAUCAUCGAGAGCGAUCUCAAAAUCAAAAUCCUCAUUUAGGAGAGUUAAAUUUCAGAGGGAUUCAAUUUCCAGUAAAAGCUGACAAUAAUACAAUGGAAAAGUUCGAGAAGCAGAAUUCAGAUAUAUCUGUAUCAAUUUAUGGAUGGAGUGAAAAAGAACUUAUUCCAAAGAGAAUUGCAUCUAAAUCCAAAGUACAUGAUAGAUGCAAUCAUAAAAAAAGAAAUUGUCAACCAUGUAAGUUGAUUCGUCUUUUAUUAAUUACUGGAGAUGAUCCCAAAACAGGAGAACCAGCUCAACAUUAUUGUUUAAUCCAAGGAAGAGAUAGGUUAGGAAAAUUAGCUAGAUAUACAAUUAAGCACAAAGGUAAGUUAUAUGUUUGUGAUUAUUGUGUAAGCCACCGAACUUAUGAUUCUAAGAUUGAUGCUCAACACAUAGAAGAUUGUGAAGAGAUUAAUACUCCAGUACAAAGAACUGUAAUACCCAAGGAAGGUAAAAAUAUAUAUAAAUUUAGACGACAAGAAAGAAUGUUAGAUGUUCCUUUUGAUUGUACAGCAGAUGCAGAAACUCUUUCUAUCCAAAUUAAAAAGAAUCAAGGAUCGAAAACAAUAGCGAUCCAAGAGCAUAAAGUUAUAGGAUUUGAUUAUAUAAUUAAACGUAGUGAUGGCAAGACUAAAGUACCAGUAAAAAUCAGAGGAGAUGAUCCUGCUGGAGAGUUUAUUAAAGCAAUGGAAAAAGAAACAGAGCAAAUAUGA